This is a messenger RNA of Sphaerulina musiva SO2202, 1844 nucleotides long. RefSeq names its product WD40 repeat-like protein. Gene Ontology annotation, molecular function: protein binding. The record is from RefSeq and is a predicted model, not a curated record. The transcript has a single exon. Lineage: Eukaryota; Fungi; Ascomycota; Dothideomycetes; Mycosphaerellales; Mycosphaerellaceae. Bases 69 to 1355 code for a protein of 428 amino acids.
GCUGCACUGCACUCGUAUGGGCGGUCCAAGAGACAAGUAGGAGAGGAGACCCAGGCGCAGUCGGCGACAUGCUCGACUCCAUCUGCACCCUUCCGCUCGACCAUGACAUCUUCGCCCAAGCGGUGCACCCUAAUGUCCCCCUCGUGACUGUCGGUCUGUCCUCCGGUCACGUCGCCAGUCUUAGACUCCCGCCCGUCGACGACGACUCGGAACCGGACGACGUCAAACACCCGCACCCGUCCGGCCGACGAGGCUCCAAUGGCACCGACUUCGUCGACACCACCUGGCGCACGAAACGACACAAGGGAAGUUGUCGCUGUCUCGCUUACAGCAUCAGUGGACAGCAGAUUUACUCUGCAGGCACCGAUGGCCUGGUCAAGGCAGCCGAUGUAGAAACGGGGAGAGUCGUCGGAAAGGUCGCCAUCCCUAUGGGCAAGGUGGGCGAAGAAGUGGACGCGCCGACUGUGAUUCAUGCGUUGAGUCCUCAGACGCUGUUACUCUCCACCGAUUCUGGGGCAUUGCAUUUGUAUGAUCUGAGGGAUCCCGCGCCUGCUCUGCCCCUGCAGGAUGGGAAGACGGCAUUUGUCACGGGGAAGCCAAGUCAGACUUACCAUCCUCACGCAGACUACAUCUCGAGCCUUGCGCCCAUACCUGCGAGUGCCGCCAGCACGAGCGGCUACAGUAAGCAGUUCCUCACCACCGGGAGUACGACCUUGGCCUUGACGGACCUGCGGAGAGGUGUUCUGGCGAAGAGUGAGGACCAGGAGGAGUUGCUGCUGAGUAGUCUGUACAUCACCGGUCUCCCUGCGAAGAAGAGCAGCGGGAGCUCUGGAGAGAAGGCUGUGGUGGGUGGCGGCGAUGGUGUGAUCACGCUGUGGGAGAAGGGACAGUGGGACGACCAGGAUGAGAGAAUCAUCGUCAGUAGGGAAGGGGAAACAUUGGACUGCAUGGCCACUCUUCCCGAGGGACUCGGCGGACUGGGCAAGAAGAUUGCAGUGGGAAUGGGAGAUGGCAGGAUACGAGUGGUGAGGUUGGGCAUGAAUAAAGUCGUGGGCGAAUUCGUGCAUGACGAGGUGGAGGGAGUCAAUGCUAUUGGAUUUGACAUUGGAGGGAGAAUGAUUUCUGGAGGCGGCCAGACACUGAAAGUGUGGAGAGAGCAUAUUGCUGAAGACGAUGACGACGAGGAAGAUGGUGCAGCUGGGAAACGUGCGGUCGACAGUGACGACGAUGGAAGCGAUCGGGACCAGGACGACAGCAGCGACGAAGACCAGGGGCGGACGCGCAAGAAGAAGAAAAAGAAGAGAUCCAAAGCGCCGCAGAACGUGCAAAGCUUUGACUUUGGUGGACUGGAUUGAAUGCGUUGAAAAGGUGGAUCUAAUGGGGAGGCUGCUGCAUUGCUUACAUCGCAAAGAUACCCAACUCCAAAAGUCGGUGUUUGACGAAUGAACGAAAAUGGGAAAACUCCACUGCUUGUAUUCGCGCUUGCUGCGCAACACAACCAACUGUCAGGCAUGUAAUAACAUGUCUCGCUCUUCACGCGCGGAAUCAUCUCUUCGGCAUUCGCGUGCUUCAACACAUCUGCCAUCUAUCGAGUGGUGCGUGUAUCCAUUCCGGUCCAGUCGUCAAAACUAAUCAAUCAAUCAUUGGGCUCCUCCAGCCAUGCUCGAUAGAAAAUCUGAGAGCGAAGUCUCAAUCGGGAUGAAUCUGGGACGGCAGUACAAGGAUGAGGCUCACUGGGUCCAGAAUACGUUUCUUGUAAUCCCAGCAGUGGAUAGUCGUAACUACAUGUAGCGGCAUCGUGGCAGUGUCUUCUAUAGAACGAUCAAGAUACCUAUAGUUUAGAA